Molecule: messenger RNA, 1398 nt
Organism: Fusarium poae
Lineage: Eukaryota; Fungi; Ascomycota; Sordariomycetes; Hypocreales; Nectriaceae
Exons: 4
Coding region: 1-1398 (465 amino acids)
Source: RefSeq, a predicted model, not a curated record
AUGUCCAGUCCUCCAGAGCAACGGAGAGUCUUGAAAAUCCCUGAUCAGCUGUAUUGCAAGCUGGCAGAAUGGUGCUAUGUUCCCUAUGUUCCGGCAGACAGUGCUGCGUCUGAGGAAUGGACUGAGUGCUUAUUGACUCAUGAGUUCACAGAUGUGACUCUGGAAGACACAUCUAACAAUUUGAUCGGGCUCCUUCGAGCUUUGGGUGCCUUUCCUUACGAUGAAGACCUAAAUGCUGUUCUAGAAGCUGUCAAAUCCUUCUCAAUUGUUGUUGGUGCUCCAUCUGAAAAGGAAGACCCCCAGGGGAGGGACGUCUUCGGUUGUCUACCAGUACUUCUUGCCGAUGCGAUUUGUCGAAUGAGUGGCCUCGAAACAAUAUCUCUUGAUCUAAGAUAUUUCACUGAUGAAGAUGGGCUAAGGCUUUAUGAUGCCAUGAUGCUUGGUCGACCGGACACUGUCUGGCAGAAAGUUCAUUCGAUAAAGAUCCGAGGUCGCUAUGUACGCGCAGCCUGCAUUAUGUGCCGCUGCAACCCCUGGAUGCUAGUCGCUCUUGACCUCGACGAGUGGUUAUACACACGCGGCUUCGAAAAGUUACCAGGGGCUCAAAAUCUUGUUCGGCUGCGCUUGUAUUACGACAAAGACCGAAUUACCAAUCCUGAGGAUGAUGAUGUGCUUUUCCCAUCAAUUCAUUACCGAACAUGGGGCUCGAUACGAUCCAAAAAACGAUCCCUAAGCUGGCUCAUUCUUCAAGAGGCAGAUCGCGACAGAAGUAACGAAUUCUCUGAAGUGCGACAUCUUCACGAACUGGAGACCGCAUUUCAAAAGGUUCUCUCAGGAGUUGGAUUGUUAGGAGUUGAACGCCUUGCUUUCCACUUUGACUACCGGCGCUUCAGUCCAGCAGUUGUCUGCAGUGACUUGGGUGUAGCGCCUACAGCUGGGUCUCUGACAGCUCAUGAGACCAUGCUAUGGCAUCGGAAGUGGAUCAAUUACCUGAUGGAAGACCUGAACCUGCAAGAAGUUUGGAUUUUCACUCACAGUUCCCUCGCGUUUGUUGGAAUCCGUAAUGAAGACAAGACCAUUACUAUCGAACGGCGCCAGUUUGACGGCGAACCAAACCAGUCGGAGGACCGGUCACCAUCAGGCCCUACUCCAGCACUAUCGCGCACGCCAGAGGGACAGUCUUGGACUUCUUUUACUACAUCAGACAAUCCUCCAGUACCUCGCCGAUUACCUAGUUCCGUCAAUUCAAGCUCGCCCCUAUCUGGUAGUAAGCGCGAGACCCCAGGAGAUAGAUCACCACCUUCGCAACGACCAAAAAGACCAAGGCCAGGCAAAGGCAACACCGAAGAGGGCAGCCCCGAACAGGAAGAUCUCACAAGAGCUCUUGCAGGUAAAUGA